GACACACCGGACUGGCUUACACGGCGCCGCGGUCCACCGACUGGCCGGUUUGAAGGAAAAAAAGAAAAAACUGACACGCAAGGCAAAACGGAACGCGGCCAGUCGACGAGCGAGCGCGACACCGAGCGCACGACCCGCGCCACACGCGCCACCCAAAUUAGAAAGUUUGAACGUAUCAAAAACAUACCCGUGUGAGUGUGUGCGAAAAUAUUUUUUGGAAAAAAUAUUUUUUUUUUUUGGUAUUUUUUGCCCGCUCCUGUGAUUGUGUUUGUGUUAGUGCAUGAUACACGGAACCUGUACAGAGGCCGCGAGAUGCUUAUAACAGAGACCUCGCCUCCGUCGCCGCUGAGCGACGAGAAGGAGUCCAAAAUGAGCCAGAUACAGUUCUCACCGCCCUUCGACAAACAAGAAAGCACGAUAUGGCAGAAGCGACAGCAGGCGGUGUGCGUGCGGCACGCGUUCAAGCACUACGGCUCCAACAAGCGGCCCAACCACGUGCUCAGCAACCUCAACAUGACCGUCGCCAAGGGGACCAUAUACGGACUCCUGGGAGCAUCGGGCUGCGGGAAGACCACAUUAUUAUCCUGCAUCGUCGGCAGAAGGAAACUUAAUAGUGGAGAAAUAUGGGUGCUGGGGGGCAAACCGGGGACCAAAGGCUCCGGUGUCCCCGGAAAGAGAGUAGGGUACAUGCCCCAGGAGAUAGCUCUGUACGGAGAGUUCACGAUCAAAGAGACGAUGAUGUACUUCGGCUGGAUCUUCGGCAUGGAAACCAGGGAGAUCAACGAGCGGCUGCGGUUCCUGCUCGACUUCCUCGACCUGCCCAGCGAGAAUAGAAUGGUCAAGAACUUGAGUGGUGGUCAACAACGGCGCGUUUCGUUCGCGGUGGCGCUCAUGCACGACCCUGAGCUGCUGAUCCUGGACGAGCCGACGGUGGGCGUGGACCCGCUGCUGCGCCAGUCUAUCUGGACGCACCUGGUGCGCAUCACCAGCUCCGGAGACAAGACCGUCAUCAUCACCACCCAUUACAUCGAGGAGGCGCGGCAGGCGCAUUGUAUCGGUUUGAUGAGAAGUGGACGCCUCCUGGCCGAGGAAUCACCGCAGGCACUGCUCACCAUGUACAGCUGUAUCUCCCUCGAGGACGUCUUCCUCAAGCUCUCUAGGAAACAAGCCCACGAAGGCACACCAGCAGUCAACCGGCCUGAUGGCCAAGCCAACCAGGCAGUAGAACUGAACGUGAGCGGCGGCGCGCUGGGGCUCAGCAAGCUGUCGAAGCGCGAGGAGGCGCCCUACGCGGCCGAGGACGCGCAGGUCGUCGGACUCAACUUCCACCAGAGCAAGGAGGUGCUCAUCGUCGACCACGCCGCUGGAUCUAAUGGCGAUAUUCCCGGCAAAAUGACAGGCUCUGUGACGCCAGAGUGCGAGGACUGCUCCGGAUGCUUCAAUAUAACGUCCCGUGGUAAGAUCAAGGCGUUGAUCCAGAAGAACUUCCUGCGGAUGUGGCGUAACAUCGGUGUGAUGCUGUUCAUCUUCGUACUGCCCGUGAUGCAGGUCAUCCUCUUCUGUCUGGCGAUAGGACGGGACCCUAGCGGACUUAAAUUGGCUAUAGUGAAUGCUGACGUGAACGUGCUAGACGGCUACUGUCCCUACAACAGCUCCUGCUCCAUGAAGAACCUCUCGUGCCGGUACCUCGAACACCUGGACAAUCACACCGUGAAGGAGUACUAUGCUGACUUGACUUCAGCGCUGGAAGCCGUGCGGCAAGGCGAGGCCUGGGGCGCGUUGUACUUCAACGAGAAUUAUACGGAUUCACUGGUCGCGAGGUUGGCUUUGGCGGACACGGCAGAUAACGAGACGAUAACAUCAUCGGAAGUGCAGGUGUGGCUCGACAUGUCCAACCAGCAGAUCGGACUCAUGCUCAACCGCGACAUACAGUUCUCAUACAGGGACUUCGCUAAGGAUCUACUAGAGACGUGCCACUACAACCCGAAGCUGGGCGACAUCCCGAUCGACUUCAUGGACCCCAUCUACGGCAACAAGAACCCCUCGUUCACAGACUUCGUCGCGCCUGGUGUCAUUCUCACGAUCGUAUUCUUCCUCGCGGUGGCGCUAACAUCCUCUGCCUUGAUCGUGGAGCGCAUGGAAGGUCUCCUGGACCGUUCCUGGGUGGCCGGGGUGGCGCCCGGGGAGAUCCUGUUCUCUCACGUGGUCACGCAGUUCGUGGUGAUGUGCGGACAGACGGCGCUGGUGUUGCUCUUCAUGAUCUCCGUGUUCGGAGUCAAGAACAACGGGAACAUCGUGUUUGUCAUCAUGCUGACAUUGUUGCAAGGUCUGUGCGGUAUGUGCUUCGGGUUCGUGAUAUCGGCCGCGUGCGAGUUGGAACGGAACGCCAUCCAGCUCGCCCUCGGCUCGUUCUACCCCACGCUGCUCCUCAGCGGGGUGAUCUGGCCCAUCGAAGGCAUGCCGUGGAUCCUGCGGUACGUGUCCCUCUGCCUGCCCCUCACCCUCGCCACCAACUCCUUGCGGUCCAUCCUGACCCGCGGCUGGCCCAUCACCGACCCCGAGGUGUACAUGGGCUUCGUCUCCACGCUCGCCUGGAUCAUGGUGUUCCUCGUCGUCACACUCACCAUAUUGAAGUUCAAACGUAAUUAGAUGCCAUUGGUUAUGCUCAAUUUAGGCGGGCACUCUUGUCAUGACAACACUUUAAUGUCAAAUUCGAUAGUGAUGGGACUGUAUAUUGAUGUCGAUUAUUGGCAUUCUAUCGAUAUCGAUUAGGUAAUCGAAACCGACGAGAGAAAGCUCGUUAUCGUCCAUUUAAAGCUUUAUCGUGAUUUUAAAAAUGAAAGUCAUUUCAUCAACGAAACGAAAGUAUGAUAAGUACAGAAUUUAAUUAUUUUUUUAAUGGAAUGAACAUGUUUUCUAUGAAUUGUGAAAAUUUUAAUUUGUUUGUAGAUUGUUUAAAUAACAUAAAUGUAUUUUUAAAAUUGUUAUCUAAAAUGUGACGUACAUGAAAUUUCGAUAUGGGUAACUGCAAUGUAAAAAAAUGACUGCAUAAUAUGACGUUUACCUGGACAUUGGAUUUAAGUGUUCACAUUAGACUACGCCUUCAGAACAAAAUAAUAAAUUUUUUAAGGUGCAAAUAUAUAUAGAUAUUUGUAAUUAACUAAAUAUACAUUUGAUUUUUUCUAGAAUAAAAGUUGCCCAUAAAAUGUGUCGAGUUCCAUUAAACCAGACGUAUGCAUAUCAAAUUAUGUUUUGCUCAAACUGUUACGAACAAAAUUAAUUCACAUACAGAACUCACUAACGGGAUAUAACUUGACUUAUUUAAUUCGAUUAAAAUGAUUCUAAUAUUUGAAUCAAUCGCCUAAAUAAGAUACAAGAGAGCUAUUUUAGUUCCAACAAAUAUAACUGAGUAAAUGAUUAAAAUAUAUAAUUUGACACAAACAAGACAAGUGAAAAGCCAAGUUAUUGAGUUGUUUAUGUGAAAUAGUAAUAGCUAAAUGACUGUUAGUCGAUAUGUACAUAGUAAGCCACUGUAUUUAUAAUUAGAGUACAUGUACUCGCUAGGGUAACGGGAAUGUUAGCAAUAAUGAUUGGUCGAACGCUUUUAGGUUAGGCCCACGUUGUGCUCUAAUGUAUGGAACAUUAAUUAAAAUAUUAAAUAUAAAUUAUAAAUCAUAGAGGUGCAAUAAUCUUGUGCCCUAUUAUUUAAUAAAUUACUUAAGUUUUUGUAAAAUAAAAAAAAUGAUAGCAAACAGUAUGUCUAAAUAUAAAAAUGACAUUAAUGAGAACAACAAAUAUAUCGACAUGUGGAAUAGUGUCCCAUCUCUAAAAAGAUGAUCAAAAGGUAUUUAUUCUCUAGAGGGUCACAUAAAAAAAAAAAUAUUUUUAUAAAAAUAUCCGUAGCGUCACAAAAGCGAUAUUAAAUAUUUCAAACAUUUGAGCACAGCGCAUAUUCAUAUAAUAGGAAAUACUGGUAAUGGAUUUAAUGGAGUUAUAACUUUGACAUAAAAUGUUGAGUUUCUGCGAUACCUGAUACAAGUUACCAUAGAAUAAGAUGGUGCCAUACGCAACUAUGGUUUGUGAGAAACAGGAUUCAGUCACAGAAACAAAUCGAUAUUUAUCGAUUAAUUAUUGGAUAAUUCGAUACUAAUCAAUUAUGGAAUUUGAAAUGGGACUAUGUUAUGAAUUUAAUGACCAUGUAAUGAAAUCAGAAGAAAUGUUUCAGAAUGGUUUUUUCUUUUCCUACUCAUAACGGGCAGGUUUUAUCGAGCGCUGGAUGCAAUAUUUUGGUCCAAUUGAACCAGUAAUUACUUAUUUAUUCAAUUUAGUACUAAAUAUUCUUUAAUGAUGAAUUAAACAAUUUACAUAAUAUAUAAAAGUCUUAUAAAUUUGUGUCAAAAAUACCUUGAAAUUAAUAACUCGAUAAAACUGCUCGAUUACAUUUUCAUAAUAUAAACUUAUCACAAUUUCGAUGUAAAAGAGCGCCAUCUUGUCAAACUAUAAACUAACAAACUGUGUGGUAAACAAAUAGGAAUAAAGUACAUUGUCUAUGGUCGCUUAGCUUUAGCAUAGCGUGUGUACAGUAACUUAGGUGAUGUCAGUGCUGUAUAUGAUAUUUUAGUUUUAAGACGUGGAGUAGAUUUAUUAUGAAAACGGUGUGUUAAAAUGUAGAAAAAGCACCGAAUUCAUACAAAUCUUAUGCAUAUACUGCACACGGUAUAAUCGAUUUCAACGAUAUCGAUACCACAAUCGAUUUUGUAAAUAGUAGCGUAAAACGAUUCUGAUUUCAAAACAGGAUUACAAUAAUUGUCAAUUUUCGGUCUUCUAGUUUCCUAACACGUCGAUAGUGUGUAUCGAUGUCGAUGGAAGUGUAUCGUGUGUUUAGUUGUAUUUAGAAGUGUCGGACUGUGAUUGUUUUUGCUAACAUUGAUAUUUUUUGUAAUGACAAUUAUAUGAUACUACAGUACCAAAUA
This is a messenger RNA of Manduca sexta (tobacco hornworm), 4973 nucleotides long. RefSeq names its product ABC transporter G family member 20 (gene snu). Bases 313 to 2649 code for a protein of 778 amino acids. Gene Ontology annotation, cellular component: membrane; ATP-binding cassette (ABC) transporter complex. The transcript is spliced from 16 exons. The record is from RefSeq and is a predicted model, not a curated record. Gene Ontology annotation, molecular function: ABC-type transporter activity; ATP hydrolysis activity; ATP binding. Gene Ontology annotation, biological process: transmembrane transport. NCBI's taxonomy places the organism in Eukaryota, Metazoa, Arthropoda, Insecta, Lepidoptera, Sphingidae.